GUGUUAACAACGUUGUUUUAAGCAGUAAAAUAAACAGAAUUAAAAAUUUAAAACUCUAGAAAUGGGAAGGAAAAAAACCAUGUUGCUUUCAUAUGGAAAAUAUUCAAAAUAUAUUUGUUUAAUUGUAAUAGUUUUGGAGCAGUUGGCGUUAACAACUGUAGCUGGUAUUAAAUGUAUACAGUGUGGAGACAGUGAAGAGACUUGUAGUACAACUCUUUGGGAAGAUGCUAAAGUAUGUCCCAAUAAAGAUCAAACCAAAUGCUUUACACAAAUUGACACCAGUGGCAUCAUUACAAGAGGCUGCAAAACAGACGCUGAAGCCAAAGCAUGUACAGCUGAUAAUAAUUGUAUUAUCACAGGCGAGAGAAAAAAUAAUCAACUUAUAUGCAAAAAAUGUAUUGCAACCGAUGAAAAGUGCUCUCAAACCGACAUGAAUAUUAACGAUCUGGAAUACAAUCACAUCUGCGUCGAAGGCGUUAGAAGAUGUAUUAAGAAAGUCGUUAACAAACUUGUCGUUAGAGAUUGUGCCACUGAGAAUGAUAUCCAACAAUGUACCGAUUCUAAAACCUGUGAAACAUGUGACAGCAUUAACUGCAAUACUGGAGUAUUCCCCAAGGGUCGCAUCACUUGCUACCAAUGUACUGGUAGCAGCUGCGAAGAUAUUACCGCAAAUAAUAUAGUUGACAAAGUCUGUGCGAAUUACGAAGAAAAUGAUCAAUGCUAUAUGAAAGCGAAGAACGAAAACGACAUGACACGUGGUUGCAAGUCCGAUACUAGGGAUAAUGAAUGUUUAGACGCUGCUGAAGGUUGUGUCUUUUGCUCCAACAAUAACUGUAAUAAUUUAAAGUAUAUAUAUGAUCAAGUACUCAAGUGUCAUCAGUGCACCAGUGAUGUUCCUACUAAUAAAUGUUUUGAUAAACAAACUACGUUAACUGCCAAUACUGGAAUAUUCCCCAAGGGUCGAAUCACUUGCUACCAAUGUACUGGUAGCAGCUGCGAAGAUGUUACAGCAAAUAAUAUAGUUUACAAAGUCUGUGCGAAUUACGAAGAGAACGAUCAAUGCUAUACCGUGGCUAAGAGUGAGAUCGACAUGACGCGUGGAUGCAAGUCCGAUACUAGGGAUAAUGAAUGUUUGGACGCUGCUGAAGGUUGUGUGUUUUGUUCCAACAAUAACUGUAAUAAUUUAAAGUAUAUAUAUGAUCAAGUGCUUAAGUGUCAUCAGUGCACAAGUGAUGAUAUAACUAGCGAAUGUUUUGAUAAACAAACUAGUAAAGUGUUUGAGAAAUGUAAGAGACAAAUUCGUUACAAUUUUCCCGAAUAUUGUUAUACCCAAAUCAAUGGUAAUACCAUUAAACGUGGUUGCCUUCAUGAUAAUUUGGACCUAACUCUUGACUUAUGCCAAGAUAUCGAUAGUGAUACCUGCUCGAAAUGCAACAAUCGCGAUGGUUGCAAUAGUGAGAAGGAAACAUUAGAUUUCACUUGUAUCGGAAAACAUUGUCGUGUUAGCCCUAGUUCACCCAAAGAAGGUUGUUUUCAUGGCAUUUGGCACGGUGAUGCUAUUCGUGGUGUAUAG
Lucilia sericata (common green bottle fly) is the source of this 1573-nucleotide messenger RNA. RefSeq lists its product as uncharacterized. NCBI's taxonomy places the organism in Eukaryota, Metazoa, Arthropoda, Insecta, Diptera, Calliphoridae. The transcript has 6 exons. The record is from RefSeq and is a predicted model, not a curated record. The coding region runs from base 62 to 1573 and encodes 503 amino acids.